Molecule: messenger RNA, 2531 nt
Organism: Erpetoichthys calabaricus (reedfish)
Lineage: Eukaryota; Metazoa; Chordata; Cladistia; Polypteriformes; Polypteridae
Product: bestrophin-3
Exons: 10
Coding region: 210-2135 (641 amino acids)
Molecular function (GO): chloride channel activity
Source: RefSeq, a predicted model, not a curated record
CCAGUGAGCGCUCGGCGUGUGGAGGUGACCACUUGUGCCCGUUUAAAUUUAGCACAGGCUGGCUCAGCACAUGGCUCGGUGUUUGUUCUACCACGAUGGGAGCCGCCGACCCCCGAGUCCCAGGACUUUGGCAAAAACAGGAAGCUAAAAGCGGAGCGGCAGGAACGAGUCGGAGCUGAGGCGGCGGACCGCGGAGUGCAUGGGCCAGGAUGACGGUCACUUAUUCCAGUAAGGUUGCCAAUGCGACUUUCUUUGGGUUCCACCGUCUGCUGCUGCGAUGGAAAGGUAGCAUCUAUAAACUGCUGUACCGGGAGUUUCUUGUUUUCGCCAGCCUUUAUACGGCAUUGAGUGUCGUCUACAGGUUUUUUCUUUCAGAGACGCAAAAGCGUUACUUUGAAAAGGUGUCUCUUUACUGUGAUAAGUAUGCAGAACAAAUCCCGGUCACGUUUGUCUUGGGUUUCUACGUCACCCUAGUGGUGAACCGCUGGUGGAAUCAGUUUGUGAACCUGCCUUGGCCGGACCGCCUCAUGCUCUUGAUCUCCAGUACCGUGCAGGGUGGAGACGAACAAGGACGCUUACUGCGCCGGACCCUGAUGCGUUACGUGAACCUGACCUCUCUGCUCAUCUUUCGUUCUGUCAGCACGGCUGUUUGCAAACGUUUCCCGACUAUGGACCAUGUUGUGGAAGCAGGAUUCAUGACUCCAGAAGAAAGGAAGAUUUUUGAAAACUUGAAGUCUCCUCAUCUGAAAUAUUGGAUUCCGGUGGUGUGGUUUGGAAACCUGGCCUCCAAAGCGAGAAAAGAAGGAAGAAUACAAGACAGCGUAGAUCUUCAACAUAUUAUGAGCGAAAUGAACAAGUUCCGUACCUGGUGUUCCACGUUGUUUGGCUACGACUGGGUUGGCAUUCCUUUGGUGUACACACAGGUCGUGACUCUUGCAGUCUACACGUUUUUCUUUGCCUGUCUUAUUGGCCGUCAGUUUCUGGACCCCAAACAAGGCUACACUGGCCAUGAUCUUGACCUGUACAUCCCUGUGUUCACUCUCCUACAGUUCUUCUUUUAUUCAGGAUGGCUGAAGGUGGCUGAGCAGCUCAUUAAUCCUUUUGGAGAGGACGACGAUGACUUUGAGGCCAACUGGUGCAUUGACCGAAAUCUGCAGGUUUCUCUCUUGGCUGUGGAUGAAAUGCACAUGAACAUUCCUCGGUUGAAAAGGGACAUCUACUGGAACGAUUCUGAUGUGCGGCCCCCCUACACCCUUGCGGCGGCUGAUUACUGCAUUCCCUCCUUUCUGGGGUCCACCAUUGACAUGGGCUUGUCUGACCACGGCUUCAUGCAGUAUGAAGAUCCUUUCCAAGAGGAGAGCAAACUCCAGCGUCAAGAGUCGAUGCUGCGGCGGGUGCGAAGGCUCCUCACUGUGCCCGACGAUUCCCCCUUCAGGAGGUCCUCUCUCAAGCGGCGCAGCAGUGAACUGUCCAACGUGUUUCUUCCUUUCCCUGAGCACAGACCUCUGUUUGGGGCUGAUGAACUUGCCUUGAAACGCACCCGUUCGCGAUCCCAAGAACAGGCGUUGAGAGAUCACUUGUCCGUGCUCCAGGAGGUGAGCGCGCCAUCAACACCCCAACGUUCAGCAUCGGCGGAGGGGACAGUUCCUGCUCUUGUGAUAACGCAACCAGAUGGACUGCCAGGCUCCUUGCAGGACCCGGAAAAAGGCAACAACAGCAGCGGAGGCAGCCGGUUGGUAGAACCUCCUAUUGAAGAAACUUUUGUCCAACCAACCUUCAGCUGCCCAGAUGGCUCAGCCCGGGCCUCUGAGAAAGAUAAUAGUGGAAAAGAUGAAGUACUCAAGGAAUCCAUUGAAGGUGAAGGGAGCACAAAGGACCAAAAAAAUGAUAGCCAUAGAUGGAGUGUCCCCAUGCUGAAAAGGAAGGUGAACAGACAGAGCAUCCGCAGACAGCACUCCAGGGCGUCCAUGUACAGCUUCCCAAGUCCCAAGGCCACAACCAGUAGGUGCCGUUUAUUUGGUGUGACAGACGCUGCGACAGAAACACGGGCAGAUGAAGAAACCGGUCAGACCGAAACCAGAGAAACGGAUAUUUUAGAAUCAACCGUUGAAGAGAAUAUGGGUAGAGAUCAGUAGCCAGUGGGGUGACAGACUGCUGGAGUGGUGAGAAUCCUGUCUAAAUGUGGGGAAAAUCAGAGCAUUAAAAAGUGACCUUCACUGGAUCAGGGGCACUGCCAAUUAAUGUAUAUGGCCACCUGCUUGAGGCGUAACAUCUUUGGAUGGACAGCUGUUAUUCAAAUAUUAAAAAACACUCAACCGCUAUCAAGUUCAAAGGAGACCAUCGUUUAAUUGCACUAUCAGUAACAAGUAGCACUAAGCAGGGUCACACUGGGCACAGAGAGUCAAGACUGGCACCAUCAGAGUGCAGAACAGCUCAGGGAUGGCUGCAGAGUCCCCUGCAUUGUUGUCACAUUCUUAAUUAAUGAUGAUAAUAAUAAAAAUAAAAGCAUAAACUCGGAGGCAGUGUGAUGU